UAAUCUGGGCGGCAGCGGGCUGCCCCGGCCAGCAGCCACGAGCCACUUCUGCGGCUGCCGAGCAGAGCGAAGGUCGCCGGUCUCGUGUCGUCCCCCUCUCCGCCCCCCAGGAGGGGCGAGAGGGAGCCGAAGCUGAUGUCAGUCGCAGGUCCUUCCCUUUCGCUCUCUGGUGCCCCUCGCCUCUUCGCGCGCCGCCUGCCGUCGGGUGGCGACGGUGAGGCGCGGGCUGCGCUCCGGACCGCGCGGCUGGACCACUUAGCGGUCCUGCCCGGCCGGGCCCUCCCCCCGCGGAGCUGCGGGCGCUCAGGUGUGGGCACCUUCCAGGAGAGCCGCCGGGCUGCCGCGUCGCGCCAGCGCCCAGCGAGCCGGAGCCUUGCGCAAGUGCUGGGGGACUUCCUCUGAGCUCUCUGGAUCAUCAGCUAAUUCAGAUGUCCUACAGGAAAAUGCAGGCCAAAAUCUAUAAUGUGUGAAAAUAAGAAGCGUCCCUUGAAGAAAAAAGUACAAAGAAGCUGUUAUAUGUGAAAUAGGGUAGCCUAUAGGAAGGUAGAAGAAACCAAAAAGAAAAUCCAAAGAUACAUUUUCGGGAAAUGGCCUCUAAAUCUUGGCUGAAUAUUUUAACCUUCCUUUGUGGAUCAGCAGUCGGAUUUGUUUUAUGCUCUCAGCUACUUAGUAUUUUGUUGGAAGAACAGAAGGACAUCCAGCCUAGUAUUCUUCAUAAUGAUCCUCACGCUAGGCAUUCAGAUGACAAUGAACAGAAUCAUCUAGAAGGACAGAUGAACUUCGAUGCAGAUGCCAGCCAACAUAAAGAUGAGAACACUGACAUCGCUGAAAAGCUCUAUCAGAAGGUUAAAAUUCUUUGCUGGGUAAUGACAGGGCCUCAAAAUCUAGAAAAAAAGGCUAAACAUGUCAAAGCCACAUGGGCCCAGCGUUGUAAUAAAGUGUUGUUUAUGAGUUCAGAAGAAAACAAGGACUUCCCUGCUGUGGGAUUAAAAACCAGAGAAGGCAGAGACCAACUGUACUGGAAAACAAUUAAAGCCUUUCAGUAUGUUCACGAUCAUUAUUUAGAAGAUGCUGAUUGGUUUAUGAAAGCAGAUGAUGAUACUUACGUUAUACUAGAUAACUUGAGAUGGCUUCUCUCAAAAUACAACCCUGAAGAACCCAUUUACUUUGGGAGAAGAUUUAAGCCCUAUGUAAAGCAGGGCUACAUGAGUGGAGGAGCAGGAUAUGUACUGAGCAAAGAAGCUUUGAAGAGAUUUGUUGAGGCAUUUAAAACAGACAAAUGUACGCACAGUUCCUCAAUCGAAGAUUUAGCACUGGGGAGAUGCAUGGAAAUUAUAAAUGUAGAAGCAGGAGAUUCCAGAGAUACCACUGGAAAAGAAACUUUUCAUCCUUUUGUACCAGAACACCACUUAAUCAAGGGUUAUCUGCCGAGAACCUUUUGGUACUGGAAUUAUAACUAUUAUCCUCCUGUAGAGGGUCCUGGUUGCUGUUCCGAUCUUGCAGUUUCUUUUCACUAUGUUGAUCCUACAACUAUGUAUGAGUUAGAAUACCUCGUUUAUCAUCUUCGUCCGUAUGGUUAUUUAUACAGAUAUCAACCUGCCUUACCUGAGAAGAUGCUAAAGGAAGUAAGUCAGAUAUACAAAAAUGAAGAUACAAAAGUAAAUCAGGAGCCCUUGAAAGAAAAACAUAAAUGAACAGAGGUAAAAUGCCUAGUGUUGCACUGAAGAAGAACCUCUCCACUUCUGAUCGAGAACACUGGAACCCCAGUGAGGAAUUCUUUCCAAGUGAACGUUCCAUGUUAGAAACCUUUCGUAUGAAUGACUGUAAACUGAAGCUUUAAGUGCGCUGUGAAGUCUGUUAAAAUGUGUUUUGAUACAGUAAUAUAUAUAUGUAUAAAAAAAAAUUUGUGUUUUUAAAAUGGUGGCCAGGCAGAGGGACUAGAAGAGAGAUUUGUUGCCUAUUCCUGACCACAUGUAUUACUUUCACUGGGAAAUUAAAAGUUAAAUUUGCUAAAACUACACUGCACCAUGUUAGUAACUCACGAUGCUAAACAGAUCUGCCUUAAAGAAAAUUUAGAAGGAAAUACUGUUGCUCAGUGUUGUCUGUAGACUCAGAACAUGAGUUUAUAUUCGCAGUAUGAUAUAAAUGAACCAACCACCCCCUGACACACACACGUACAGUUUUUGUCUAAUGAAAAUUUGCUGUGACUAUUUAUAAUUGGUAGUAUUUCUUCCAGAAGAAGGUAGAAUAAGAAUGGCACUUGUCUUUAAGUGCAUUAAUAAAACCACAUUUUGAAAUUAUCAUGGGCCUUGACUGUAUUAUAUACUUCAUUCUAAUAGUUAAUCUUCUGCGGAGUCCCCAUUGCCUCUUUUCUAAACAUGCUUAACCAUUCUCAAAUGCCAUUUCAACUAUUAAUAUUUAUUUACUGAAAGCAUUAAUAGCAUUCUAUAAACAUGCAUUUUAAAAUAUUUUAUUCCUAGUUUUACCCGUUGUUAAUUAUGGGUAACUAAUGAAUAGUAAAUUUAAUGCUGUUUGGAGAUGCAUUUCUUAUAAUAGUGCUAUUCUCAGGAAUCACUAAGUAACGUUUUUAAUUGAUUAUUUAAAACUUUGUCCAAAUACAUAAUUAUAGUUCCUUUCUUUCUCAUUCUGUUGAGAGAUGAGAACUUGUUUGUGCCUUGCAUAACUUGUUUAAAGCAGAGAUUUGAGAUUCAUUUUUCGGUUCUGAGGUGGCUGUUAGUUACACUGGCUAAGUAAUUUGUAAGAUUUUGACCAGAGUUAAUUAAAAACAUUAAAAAAUGCAGAAUGCUUAAACAAACUGAAAUGUGUCAAAUAUUAAAAGACCAAAUGCUUAAUUUAUGAGUAACACUGAAUUUUGAUGCUGACUUCUUUGAGGAUGAUUGUUUUUGUCAUUGGACAGUUGGAAUAGACCAGAAUACCCGUUCAAGACUGUCAUCAAAAACACAUAAAUGUUUCAUUCUAAUUUUAACCCUCUAUUUCAUCUAACCCUCUAUUUAAAGAAUUUCUGGAAGGAAAGAAAAUGUUAAAUUUUAGUUGUUUUUAGCAACUAUCAUCUGAGUGUAUCAUAACAGAAUACACCUUCUAUAUGAUUAUCUUAAAUGUUACAAAUAAUUUACAUUUCUCUUAUGUUUUAUCAUAAUGCUCAUUUUAUGUGGCUGUCAUGCCAUUGAUUCUGCUGCUUAGCUACAUGGUUUAUAUUUAUUGUGCCAAAAUAUGUCAAAACCAAGACCUCUUUGUGUUGUGUAUUUGAGAGAUUGUUCAUCCUAGUGGCUAAUGAUGGCAUUACUCUGUCAACAUAGUGAAAACUUACCCUAGUUUUUACCUAUUAAAUUGUGUUUUGUUAUUUUCUUGGUGAUAUCAGCUGCCAAACUUUCAAGGCGUUCUAUUCUUUGAGCAACUCUUUACCUUGGUAUGAAUAUGAAUUUACUUGCAGUCCAUAUAUGCUACUUUUCUGUACUAGAAUUAUAAAUUGUUUACCAUAAACAUCCAAAAACCUUAAAAUUGACUCAUAUGAAAUCAGCAUUGUGAUGAAUCCUGAGGUCUGGAGUGGGACCACCUGGGUUUAAAUUCUUGUUCCGUCACUGGUUUUGUAGCCUUGAGCAAUUAACUUAAUCUUAACUCUGUGCCUCAAUUUCCUCAUCUGUAGACUAGGGACAGGACAGGAAUACUACCUACCUCACAGGACUUUUAUGAGGAUUAAAUGAGUGACUAUGUGUAUGGGUUUUAAGAACACUGUUUGUCCCAGAGUGUGGAGUGCUAAGUGUUAAGUUUUUUUUAUUAUUCUUUACCUUGGAGUGUAUUUAUUUUACAUGAGUGAGAAAUCUGCUUUAAUGAAAUCGGAUAUCAAAGGAAAUAUUUCAUACAUUUCUUAUAAUAAGUAAUAGCUAGUUUUUAUUUGAUGCCUACUAUACACCAGGUAAUGUGCUUAGAUACUCUGUGUUAAUCCUCACAAAUUGGGGGUUACUCCCAUAUUAUAGAUGAGAAAACUGAGGCUCAGAGAACUACAGUCAUUUUUCCACUGUCAGAAAGUUAGUAAGUAACAGAGCUAAGGUUUAUAUUCAGAGCCUGUGUGUUCUUUGCACCAUGUCAGCCUUGAGGUUAAUCAUGUAACAUUACUUCCAUUUUUACUUAAUGACAUGUGACAUCUGAUACAUUGGCCAGUAGUUGUCAAAUUAACCAGCCAAAUUGUCAUAAUGAUUCUUAAAUUGUGGUUCAUAUACUUUUGCCUGGGAACUUGUUAAACUGGAGGUUUCAAGACCCCAAUUCCAGAAAUUUUGAUUCUUUCUUGGGACCCAGAAGUAUGCCUUCUCCCAGAUUCCCUUGGGCACCAGUUCUCAAAGUGGUCCCAACCCGCAGUGGCAGCAUCACCCGGGAACUUGUCAGUAAUGCGUCCUGGAGCUCACCCCGGACCUGCUGAAUUCUGAAACUCGAGUGGUGGAAGCAAAUAAUUAUGUUUAAAUAAGCCCUCCAAUUCCCCACUAAACCUGGUGAUCAUAUGCAAAUAAUUAUGUUUAAAUAAGCCCUCCAAUUCCCCACUAAACCUGGUGAUCAUAUGCAAAUCAUCCUUAUAACACACUGAGGAUUACUUCCCCUUAAGUGUGGUUAUCUUUCAAAAUUUAGAUACAGCAUAGUAUAAUGUAGUUCUGUACUAUGGAUCUAAUAUAGAAUCACACUAUAUUAGUAAAAGACUAAAGAUAAUAUAAAUAUAUUUAGUAAGAGACUAAAGAUAAUAUAAAAGGUCAGUGAAUCAUUUGUUUGACAAAAUCCUUUAGCUGCUUCAGGGUGACUAAUAUCAGGGCCCACAGUAAAAUAUGAAGUUUAGUAGUUUCAUAUUAGGGCAGAAAAUGUUCAGUAAUUGCUAGUUAAGUACACAUUAAUUCAUUAAAAGCAUACCUAAAUGAAUGUCAUCAAAAAUGUCCACAAUUGGUGGUAAAAAAAAAUUUUCAAUAGAGAUAGUAAAGUACUAUUAUAUAAAAUGCAGAAUGUUUUUCUGCUAAUUCUAUCAAAAUUCAUCACUUUCAAGGAUCAGUUGACUGUCCUAUAGGACGUAGUAAAGCAAAAAACUCUCCAAGUAUUUAAUAGAGCACAUAAAACCAGAUUUGAUGAGGAUAAUGACUCUCUUUUAAAUGAAGGUUUUUGUCAUCUGGGUAAAUGACUUUAGUAUGGUCUUAAAACAGGCUUCACUGUCUUUUGUUCUCCAAUAACAGUAUACUUGUAUUGCAAGUGGGAAGUUUGUAGAUGAUACAAAGCAGAUUUUUUCCCCGAGUUCAGUUGUUUUCAAAUGCCUUGAACUUCAGAGGAGUUCCUGUUACAUGUAAGAAGAUUUGGAAAUAAAUGACUGACCAGUUUUUAAUAUUUUUAAAAGUAUGGUAAUUGAAUUUGAGCAUUAAAUUUGCUAAUUGGUUAUUUUCAUAAUUGUUUUAAGUAUUAAUUUUUCACUUCCUUGAGCCUGUUAUACUGUAUUAUUACUAGACUGAGGCUUGAAAAAUUCCUCAUUUGAUAGAUUAGAUGAAAUCCACCCUUUUAUUCAUUUAAUUUUCAUUUCUUUAGAAUAUUUUACUUCUUUAGAAUAUUGACAAUUUCUACUUCUUUGUAUUUAUUGCCCAUCUUUAUUUCCUUGAUAACUAACUUCCGCUUUCUAAUUACUCCUAAUGCUGCCCUCACAAGAUUAAUUCAGCUAUUCUUAGUGAUUAGAGUUUGUAUAUAUCACUUACAUAAUUUUAUACCUAUUGAUAUUGUUUCCCUAUGAGAUUGGAAGUAAAAGUUUGUCUAAGAACAAUGCCUGCUGGCUCUCAGGAUACUUGACCUACUUAAAAGUCUACAAUUUUAAACUAAUUUUAGAUAUUCAAUUAAAUGAAGUAAAAUUAUUUUAAAUUAUUUGGAUUCUUCCACUCCCCAACUUCCCUUUUUCUCAAAAAAAAAAAACCCUCAUUUGCCUCAUUUCACUGCUUAUUUAUAGUAGGCUUCACAGAAGCGUACUUAAGAAAUCUGGGAGACAACCUGUGGUUUAUGUUGGACUAAAUAUAACCUCUAUUAAUUAAAAAGAUGGCUUAUGUUUAUAUAUUGGAGUUGAAAUAGAAAUUUUAGUUCAGAUAUGAAUGAGAAAUUUUAUAAAUUCUAUUUAGAGAAACCAACUCUAAAACUAGUUUCACAGUUGAAUAGGGCUCUGUUUCAACUCCUUUACCUCUCUAGUUUUUAGUUUAUAUCAGCAAAGUUUAAAUAACUUUACAGGGCCCUGCAGCGAUCCAUAUAAAGUAUAUUAUUAGAGGGGAACUAAUCUUACUGCUAAGCAGUGUGUUAUAUUGCCCAGAGAAUGUUUGUGUUUUGGAAUUUAAAAAUUAUGUAACGUAAUAGUAUCAUGAAUGAUUUUAAAAUGUCUGGUGACUUGCUUAUUUUAAGUGAUCACCAAUAAGUCAGAAAAAAUGUAUUUUUAAAUGUUUUUUAAAGUGCCUUUUGAACAUUUUUAAACAAUGGAUUUAAAAAACUGCAUAAAAUAAAUUACCAUUUUAAAGCUGC
This is a messenger RNA of Bubalus bubalis (water buffalo), 6534 nucleotides long. RefSeq names its product core 1 synthase, glycoprotein-N-acetylgalactosamine 3-beta-galactosyltransferase 1 (gene C1GALT1). NCBI's taxonomy places the organism in Eukaryota, Metazoa, Chordata, Mammalia, Artiodactyla, Bovidae. The transcript is spliced from 6 exons. Gene Ontology annotation, molecular function: N-acetylgalactosaminide beta-1,3-galactosyltransferase activity. The record is from RefSeq and is a predicted model, not a curated record. Gene Ontology annotation, cellular component: membrane. Bases 588 to 1694 code for a protein of 368 amino acids.